This is a messenger RNA of Pseudomassariella vexata, 663 nucleotides long. RefSeq lists its product as uncharacterized. Lineage: Eukaryota; Fungi; Ascomycota; Sordariomycetes; Amphisphaeriales; Pseudomassariaceae. The transcript has a single exon. Bases 1 to 663 code for a protein of 220 amino acids. The record is from RefSeq and is a predicted model, not a curated record.
AUGGACAAUAAUAAUCCAGGCGCUGGCUCAGAGGGGGCAGAGCGCGCACAGGAAGAAGACCGGGGAAGGGAACUAUAUGAUCCCCUGAAUCAAACUUGUGAAGAAUUGUUCGGUGUGAGGGUUCCGGACGGAGAGUACCCAGAACAUUGGCCAGAUAACCAGAUUACUGGAAUCCCAGGCUUUGUAGAUACCGGCAUAGCCAUGUCUCGCCAUGACCUUGCCCGUCAUUACAGCCAGCGACGCCAGCGCAUCAGCUCAAAUCUUUCAACCUCGGGUGGUUCCUAUGCCGUUGUUCACUCCUCAAAUACACGCCGCGGUUCACACUGGCCUGACCUUCAUUUGUCAAGCAAUGGCUUCCCAGGUGGUAAUUACAAUACGGGCUCUUAUUUCCCGGGCUCCCAGAAUCUAGGCUACCCUGUCCAAGGAGGCCUAUGGAUAGGUGCCCAACAGCCAUUCGCCCUGGAUACACAAGCGGCAGCCCAGUACCAUAACCCUCUAUACAGCUUAACCCAACUCCAGGCCAGCCAGCAACAGUGGAAUCAGUCGUCUUCCGGCCAAAAUGAGUUGGAUGACGAUGUCUCAUGCUCUUACUGCUGUCGCAAAAAGGAAAAAAUGUAUAUUAGCGACCGAUGGGCGAGAAUGCGAGAGCAGUCAAGCACGUAA